Messenger RNA from Raphanus sativus (radish), 2058 nucleotides. Its product is annotated as probable WRKY transcription factor 64. The record is from RefSeq and is a predicted model, not a curated record. Gene Ontology annotation, biological process: regulation of DNA-templated transcription. Lineage: Eukaryota; Viridiplantae; Streptophyta; Magnoliopsida; Brassicales; Brassicaceae. Bases 88 to 864 code for a protein of 258 amino acids. Gene Ontology annotation, molecular function: DNA-binding transcription factor activity; sequence-specific DNA binding. The transcript has 3 exons.
GAAGCUUCAAAAAAAUAACAGAAAACAAGUUUUGAAACAAAACUCUUCUUGCUCUUCGAGUCUUGAGACUCCUCCACAAGCUUCAAAAUGUCUCACGGUGUUGACAAGGCGGUCGAGGCGUUGCUUCGUGGCCAAGAAAGCGCUUACCGCUUGAAGACGGUGCUCGAACACGCAAGCUCAGUUCCAACCGAGCCUCUCUUCGAUAGCGUUCUUCAUUCCUUCUCCUUUGCUCUCUCUCUUUUUUCAUCUUCUAACACUCAACCACCACACCGCGAGUCUUCUCAGAGGAAGCCAACCCCCGUGGUGGCUCGAAAAUCGCCCAAGAAAAAUAGCCACGGAGAAGAAGGUUUAGAGCAAUACAGUCAUGAUUCACCAAAUCCGCACCACAACGACGGGUUUUCUUGGAGGAAGUACGGACAAAAAACUAUAAAAACCUCUUCCCACCAAAGGUGUUACUACCGGUGCGCCUAUGCCAAAGACAGAAACUGCAACGCUUUAAAGCGGGUGCAACAGAUAGAAGACAGUCCUUCUUUGUUCAGGACAACUUAUGUCGGAAAACACAUCUGUGAGGUUAAUGCUUUUUUCCAGCUUAACGACGAUAUUUGCAACGGUUCCAAGAUGAUUCGGUUCGACAAAAUCGACCAAGCCAUGCCUGACUCGGUUAUCCCUCAACCUGUUCCAGUAGAACAAGAUGCAAUUCUCAUCGAAAGCACAGACCAAAACAUGAACCUAGAAUGUGGUAGUAACGAGUUUUUGGUGGAUGAUGACCAGUUGUGGGGGUAUCAGAUUCCUCCAUGUUCUCCUGGAAAUUUUAUGUUCUUGGACGAUCUUUCUGAGUUUGAUUACAAUCCUUUCCACCUUUGAACAAGCACCUUUUUCAAGCUUUUUCUUAUGUUCACAUAGAGGGUAGACUAUGUCGUACGGGAAAAUGGCUUAUUCCCCUACGAACUAGUUGUUCCCGGCUUUUUCACACACGAACUUUUAAACCAUGCCAAAAACUACACGAACAACGGAAAUAUUGCUUAUUCCCUUAUGAACUAAUUAUUUUCAGCUUUUUCACACACAAUUUUUUAAACUUUGCCACAAACCACAUACACUAUGCUAUUUUUUGAAUUACAUACACAAACUAUCAAUUUUAAGCUAAUUCCCCUAAAAUCGUAAAUUGUUUUAUUUAAACAUUAACUUAGUUUAUAACAGGUGGAUAGCCCAUUUAAUUUGGGUUGAUAAAAAAGAAUAAUACAUCGUUUUUUUUUGGGUCAACUGCUCUUCUUCUUCAAAAAUCGUUUUACUCUUCAUCAUCAAUUGAGAAUUAAAUUUAUUAUUUUGUAAAAGAUUAAACGUUUUACAUGAUGCAUAAAGAAAGAAGAGCAGCAACAUAGCAGAUUGGUAAACUAGUAGUUGCUGCUCUCUUUUUUUAUGCAUCAUGUAAAACAUUUAAUCUUUUACAAAAUAAUAAAUUUUAUUCCUAAUUGAUGGUGAAAAAUAAAACGAUUUUUGAAGAAGAAGAGCAGUUGACAAAAAGAAACAAAAAAGAACAAAACGAUGUAUUAUCUUUUUUAUCAACCCAAAUUAAACCGGCUAUCUACCUAUCAUAAACUAAGUUAAUGUUUAAAUAACACAAUUUAUGAUUUUAGGAGAAAUUAGCUUAAAAUUGAUAGUUUGUGUAUGUAACUAAAAAAAUAGCGUAGUUCAUGUGGUUUUUGGCAAACUUUAAAAAUUUGUGUAUGAAAAAGCUGGAAAUAAUUAGUUUAUAAGGAAAUAAGCAAUAUUUAAGUUGUUCGUGUGGUUUUUGGCAUGGUUUAAAAGUUCGUGUGUGAAAAAGCCGGAAACAACUAGUUUGUAGAGAAAUAAGCCAUUUUCCCCUAUGUCGUACUAUGGUACUUGCUAUAUUUUGUAUUUAGUUUAUAUUUGAGUGUGUUUAGAUUCAUGAAUGGUGACACCGUUCUCGCGUCACCAUUUUUACGUCAGCGUUGAGACGUAUCUGUCUCCGCUUGAUUCAAAUAUUGUAAACAACUACUGUUUAUCUUUUGAAUGAUAUAACGUUAUAUCGAGUGUUUA